Molecule: messenger RNA, 2748 nt
Organism: Trypanosoma cruzi
Lineage: Eukaryota; Euglenozoa; Kinetoplastea; Trypanosomatida; Trypanosomatidae
Exons: 1
Coding region: 1-2748 (915 amino acids)
Source: RefSeq, a predicted model, not a curated record
AUGCCGAAGGUUCACGCAGUUGCGGACGCGCUGGUGAUAAAUGACGAGAAUGACCGCAUACUCGAGCUGUGGUUCCGUGCUCGGGCAUCGGUGGAGUUUUGUGAGAAGCACUCGCCGUCAGAUUUCCUCUUCGUUGCGAAUAUUGCUGGACAGGAGGAUCGAAAGACUCUGGCAGGUGCGCUGAACUAUGCGGAGCGUGCCCCGGAGCAAAUUGAUGUCUGCUUUCUUUGCCGGAAGGUGACCUUAUCACUGCCGCUUUUGGAGCUGCUGUGCAACACCUCACACACGGUGCAGUUGUACGCCAGGCCGCCGCAGGAAGAGGCCUUGGACGGAGCUGCACCCACGACUGCGAAGCAGGGGAAAGCAGGAGGAAAGAAGGAUCGUGCGAAAAGAGAGGAAGAUUUUUUUGUUAUUGAAAACGCGGAUCAACUCUUCUCUCUGAGCUUCGAUCUCAUUGAGUUGUUGACACUAUCGUCUACGCGUCGCUCCGUGCCUGUACCGCCGGAUGCUAUGUUACAGGACUGUUUUUUUGAGGUUCGUUGCGGCACUCCGUUUUUGCCGCCAGCCAAGCUAGAUAGAUAUCGUCCGCUGAAGAUUGAGGUUCGCUCCGUUCACGAUCUUCCCAGAAGUGAGAUCUCACAGGACCCUCUCUUUUUGACGGUGAGGUUUGGCGAUACCGAGAUUCGGUCCCCGGAGCUGUAUUUGGAGGCCAAUGGCAAGGUGGGAUUUUGUCGGGUGAUGUUUUUGGGGACCCGGACUCCCUUAGAUGUGUACCAAGAUGUCUUCUUUCGACGGUUGGAGGUUUCUGUGUUCAAAGGGGCGAGAAUUUGCUUGGGAAAGGGGACGGUAUUGCUGCGCGCGGCUGUAACCGACCGACAGCGAGAGUUCAGUGAGCUGGUGUAUCUACUUCCUAGUCGCACCACCGUCUUUCGGGAGGACAAUUGUCUCUCAAAGGGCACGAUGGUUUCGCUACGAGUGGAUUUUUUUACACCACUUCCGUGUCCAACGCAUGUUUUAAGCAAUGGCUUACCUGCGCAUGGCCACUUCCUCACGCGUGGCAUCAUACGAAUGCCUUACGCAGCGAAGUGGGUGCCUAUUGUGUUAGAGGCAUUUAUCGCCACACUACUUCAGCUUAAAAGGGCGUACAAGGGAAGCAACGUGUAUCAAUAUGAGGUGCCCGCACCAGUGCCGGAGGCAGUACCUGUAAAAGAAAAGAAGAAGGAAAGCGGUAAAUCUCCAAGGACUCAGUUGAUUUCACCCCCACGUCCACCUUCUCCAACGGCGUUUGAUGCCCCAUUUAAAAUUGUUACACCACCUGGCAUUAGUGGUUUUGAAGUUAUGGACGACAAUUUAAGGAUUAUUUGCGUAGAGGGUCUGGCCGUGGAGGUUCAUCAAAUAAUUGAGCGACUAAGUUCCGUGGCCGGUCGCAACUCUCAGCUGGAGCUUCUGAUGAAUGCAGAGCUGUUUGUUCCUGCGCGCGCAUAUAACUUUUUUCCACCCUUUGUAACACUGCCAAAAACAAUGAAUGCUGAUGCUUUAAAACUGGGGAUUGGAAAGGGAACAGAUUCUGCUGGGGGAGCAGCAUCCACGGCCGUUCACGGAGGUUUCGAUUCUGGCGGGGAAUUUAUGGGUGAUGCGGUCGAUGUUUCUUAUGUGCCUUCAUGUGUCUCUUCGAAGGAGCCGAACGAGAGUACAGGAGAGCCGUUUGACUCUGCUGGAGCAGAAGCAGGCGGCACGGGAGGCCGCAUUCAUCGCAUACGCAUUGGAGAAACUAUUGAAUCCCUUGCAUCAAAGCAACGCUAUCUACUGCGAAGGAUGCUGUCUGAUGCUUGUGUUAGCUGCUACACAAAGCUUCAUGCCUUGUGUGAGUGUUCUUCACUCCGUACUAUUUUUGAACGGGAUUUGUUUCCUACUGCAGAGGAGCUUAUAGCACUGGAGCGAUCUUUUGGUCUCACAUUGGAGCUCUCUGAUGUUUUUGGGAAACAAGAGUUUGUCAGUGUGGCAGUGGAAAAGGAUCCUGCUGGUUCUUUAAAAUAUGCUGCGGCUGACGAAUCGGGAGACAGUCAUUAUUCAACUAUUAAACUAAAUGCCUUGCGGUGGAAUGAUGUGGGUAAGAUGGUUUCUUUUGAGGCAAGGAAAAUAAUAUUUUCCAAACGUCGGGUUCCUGCAUGUGUGCAGCAACGGUAUCCGGGUGCGUGUUGGAUGCUCACAUCAGACACCAACACAACUGUUUUGUGCGCCUUUCCCACUGGUGCCGAACCCAAAGAGACAAUUCGCUAUCUUGUCGAGGCGCAAGUAGUACGAUGUGGAGAAAUGCUUUGCCUCUAUGCCUUGGCAUGCGACUCACUUGCAAAGAGUUGUACGAAUUCACAUAAUGCGGCGUACGAGGCGUAUCUUAGAACGUCGCGAAAACAGAAAAUGCGUCUCCACUCAAAGAAAGGAGAGGAAAAAUUGGCGAAUUCUACUGCAAAUCGCAUCCGGAACGGAUCUCUUUGUAGCGAAUUCGGCGGUAGCGCUGACAAUGAUAGUUCGGUGGAUUUUCUGUCAUUUGAGGUGCCCGCGGUUCCACAGUCUGCCGUUACUGUUAGGCGAGACUUGGUUGAUCAAAGCCGACGAACCGUCCAGUUGCGAAAGAAGAAGGCGUCAGGGCCGACAGCUGCCGACUACGAGCUCUGUUGGGAGUUGUACCGGCAGAGGGCCCCCACUGUCCGCCCAAAACCCCCAAGAGGCCCACCAAUGCGCUUUUAG